AUGAAAAAAGUCGCUUUCACUUUCAUUAACGACUCUAUAAGCACAUUCAUCCUAUCACCAUUGAGCACGCAGGGAAAUUACAAAGAAGGGAAGAAAACUUCAUUAUUUUCUGAUUUCUUCACCUUUAUGUCGACAAAAGAAAACAUUGAAGCUAGAAGGCAGAAAUGCGUGAAGCUUUUGCUUAAAUCUUUUUUCUUUCAUUUUUCUCCCACACCCACGCACCUUACACAAUUUCAUGUCACAAUGAUUUUCUGA
Messenger RNA from Clunio marinus, 255 nucleotides. Lineage: Eukaryota; Metazoa; Arthropoda; Insecta; Diptera; Chironomidae. The record is from the annotation of a GenBank genome assembly.